AUGGUUUUAAAUGCAAACCGGGCAUUUAUACGUUAUUGCGUUAUUUUGCUAAAUGCUUUUAGCUUUUUUAUUUUUAUUUUUAAAUACGCCCUUAAAGCGCUCCAUAUGCUUAAAAAAGUUAAGCAUAAGCGUAAAACUUUGUAUUUUAAAAACGUUUUUAAUUUUGGUUUAAAUAAAAAUCGCUUGGAAUUUCGAAAACCAUUGGUUAAUAUUUAUAAUGCUAGCGGCCUUUUUAAGCGUAUUGCGGUACUUUUAAAAGAUUAUUUAAAUUUCCAUUAUGGAAAU
This is a messenger RNA of Gaeumannomyces tritici R3-111a-1, 285 nucleotides long. RefSeq lists its product as hypothetical. The annotation marks the transcript as partial. The transcript is spliced from 2 exons. NCBI's taxonomy places the organism in Eukaryota, Fungi, Ascomycota, Sordariomycetes, Magnaporthales, Magnaporthaceae. The record is from RefSeq and is a predicted model, not a curated record.